UUUUUUCACGAAAAGAAGUCAAAAAGUGAUCAUCACCCCAUCAUCAUCAUCAUCAUCAAAGCACACAGUUCCGCAACAAGCAAACGCUGCAUGGCACUGUUGUGGUAUCUCGUCUUGACACUAUUACGGCAGAGAAGUAGGCAGAGCCAUGAACACGGAAAUUUUUCUGCAGUCACUGAAGCGGCAUGAAGGAAAGUUGUUUGGCCGAGACGAGGAAGUGCAGCAGCUCCAUGCCAUCUUUGAAAAGGCAGUGUCAGAGCCGAGUGUGAACAAUGCCUUUGCUGUCUUUCUGCACGGAUAUUCUGGUAGUGGCAAGUCCAUGCUGAUCACUCAUGCACUUCAACACAAUAUGCCCGAAACGGGCUACUUCGUUUAUGGCAAGUACGACCAGCAGCGCUCUUCAAGGCCAUAUGCGGCACUGACUGAUGCUUGUCAUGACCUGUGUGUGCAAUUGUUGACAAGAGAGAAAAAUGCACACAGAGAAACUGAUUUAAAAUCCAAGCGAGAAAAGGCCAUUGAAGAGUUGGAGGAAACACUAGUCAACGACUUCCUCCUGCUCAGUGAACUCAUUCCCGAACUGGGCACUCUACUACCAGCACUGCAAGCUGCUGCAGGGGGGGCAGUGGUCCCGGGAACGUUCCAAUUCGAUCGGCUCAAAACAGCCCUCAUCAACUUUCUUGCCUCGGUGGCACAAAACAUUCCUAUUGUACUCUUUCUUGAUGACAUUCAAUGGUCUGAUGCUGCCAGCAUUGACAUACUCAGGGGACUCUUGAAACCGGUGGAAGAAUGUACCAGCAAAGUCAAGCUGCUGCUUGUUGGCGCCUACCGAGACAAUGAGCUCACAUCGGGGCACCCCCUUUACGAGCCUGUUUCUACACUGGAGAAAAUGUCAAACGCGUCCAAAAUCCAUGUUUCUGACUUGACACAUCAGAGUUUGAAUCUCUUCAUUGCCAGUUUGCUCAAGUAUGAAGAAACACCAGAUGUGACGCUGCAACUAUCCAAAAAAAUGCAUGAACGUACCCAUGGCAACAUAUUCUUUGUGCUUCAGUUCUUAGAAAUGCUUGUCACCACAGAGAUACUUCAAUUUAGCUUUGUCACCAUGAAGUGGGGAUGGGAUGAAAUAAAACUUCUUGAACAGACAAAUGCUACUGCGAAUGUAACUGAUCUGCUUGUGACCAGACUGCGCAGGCUCCCGCCAGAUACAGCAUUGGCCCUUAUCAUUGCUUCCCAGUUGGGAAACCGAUUUGACGCUAUGAUGGUUGGUUAUAUUCUCAAACAAUGGCAGGAUCACACUGAGGGAAAUUUGGACAAAGACCUUUCUGCUAGUAGAAUUUUGCACUUUGACCCAGGGGAGGCCAAGGAGGAUGAGGGGGAGAAGGAUGAUGAUUCCCUAGCAUUUUUGAAACUUCCAAUCCAAGAAGGGUUCAUCGUGGCCAUGGACAACUUCUCUAGUGGAAGCUGGUAUCGUUUUUUGCAUGAUAAAAUACAAAGUUCCGCGGCAGCCUUGGUCUCCAAUGAAAAACAGAAGAGUGAGCUCAGGAUAAGGCUCGGAACUCUUCUUCUGGAACUCAACAACCGGAUCCAGCGUCAGCAUGAGAAGGAAUCCAAGUUGCAACUGCCUCAGCAAGAGCUUGUGAAUCCACAGGUGACUGUAUCUGCUGUGACCAAGGCAAAGAACAAAGCACGCAAGAAGACUUGGGUCGUGUUGAGCGGUGUUGACUUGCUCAACAUGGAAGUUGACUCCAUCAGUUGCCACAAAAAGAGGCUGGAACUGAUCCGAGCCAACUUAGGUGCUGCCAGGAUUGCCGCUUCCCAGAGUGCCUUCUUCCCUGCAGCUGAUUACAUGUGCCAGGCGCAAUCCUUGAUCAACCACCGUUUGCUUUGGGACCGGUACUAUGAUUUGGCACUUGAGGUCUUCACGUAUGCCUGUGAAAUGGCAUACUGUUGUGGUGAUGCCAAGGAGUGCUUAAAACUCUAUCAGAAAGUCAGAGGUUACAGGAAGUCUCAAGAGGACUCUUGGAAGGCAUCUUAUAUUGCAAUGAAAUCGCUUGGAUCUGAGGCAAGGUAUGCAGAGAGCGCUGAUAUUGCAUUUGAGGUGCUCAAUGAAGCUGGUUUUGUCAUCCCCAUGACUGGGGCUACCCCUGAAGAUGUUGGGAUGGCUUUUGAGAAAAUGCUGAGCGAGCUGUCCAAGGUGACUGAUCAAGAAAUCUUGAGAAUGGAAGAAGAAGCCAUCGAUGAUGUCUCAGCAUUGAUCUGGAACAUUUGCUCGGCUAGUGCGUUGUUUGUCUGGCACGCAAAUAGACCCCUGGAUCACACCUUCAUUUGCUGCAACAUGACCUUGCGCACCUUGAGGCUUGGUCUUAGUGAGUACACCGGACAGUCAUUUGCCCUCCAAGCCAUCUCUUGUGUAGUCAUGAAUCACUUUGAUUUGGCAAAGCGUCUACAUGGUCUAUGGUCGCAUCCUGAAAUUGUGCAACGCUUUACUGGACAUGAGGUAGAAGCGGGAACCAUGGCUGCUGGGAAUGCCUGUUCUGGGCACAUGUUUUGGCCCUUGCCCCGUGUGGCUGAUGGAUUCCUCAAAGGCUACACUUCAGGCAUGAAAACGGGUGCCAUUGAGUGGGCCAUGACAGAUGCUGGAUGUUUCAUGCUAACACAGUUCCUGGCGGGGACUCCAUUACCUGUGUUUGAAACUGAUUGUUGGGUCUUUGUUAGGGAAAUGAAGAAGUAUGGCAAUCGAAUUCAUCGCCCAAUGUGUGAAAUGUACCUUCAAUGUGCACUGAACCUCAUGGGCAAAGCUGAUGGUUCGUCUUUGACAAUACUCAAGGGAGAAGCCACAAAGGAGUACCGUAUGGAGCUCAUCAUGCAAGGCAAAACCCCAGAUGAGUUUCCAGUGAAUGUAGCAUGGUUUGCUCAGUUGAUGCUAUCAUACUAUUUUGAAGACUUUGAAACAGCAGUGGACAUGGCAGUGAGACAUGAAGACUUUGGUGGCUUGGAUUGGCCCUUGGUUUGGUCUGUCUCACAUCCCUACUUUCGCGGUUUGGCAUAUGUGGCAAAAUACCGCUUACUGAAUGCUAGCAAGUCCACCGCUUGCUGUGGUUGGUUCACCAAGCGCAAGGAGGCCACCUUUUACUUCAAGCGGGCAAUGAAGCAACUGGAUAUGCUGAAGCUAUACGCUGAGAAUGGCCUGAUCAAUGCAAUUCACAUGUACAAAAUUCUGCAAGCUGAAGUUGCAUCAGUGUCACCUGGAUCGGAUCCCAAAGAAGUGGUGGGCUUGUAUGGUGAUGCAAUCCGCAGUGCUGCAAGGAGUGGUUUCCGUCAAGAUUCUGCCCUUGCUGCAGAGCGGUUGGGUGUCUAUACAAUGGCUUUUGACAAGGUAACCGCAAAGUUUCGAAUUGAGUCAGCAAUUAGUGACUACACUCAGUGGGGCGCAAGCGCAAAGGCUGAUUUGUUGCGAUCGAAUUAUCCCGAUCUGGAUUUGCCAGAUGAAGAUGAGAUGAGUGCUAGGUCCACAUCUUCAGCAGGCUCCUCGCGUCGCCAUCGAGUUUCUGCUUUCUCAGCAGACUCAAAGCACCAGGCUGUCAACUUGACUGCUGAAAUCUGUGAUUAGUCUUGACACAGCAGAUACCGGUAGCAAGGGGCUCGCUUUGGGGCCGCCCGUCUACAACCAAUUUUUGCUUUUUAUUGAGGUAGGAAAUUUCAAACCAUAAUUCCAUUUUUAUACGCUUUCGCAU
Seminavis robusta is the source of this 3731-nucleotide messenger RNA. The record is from the annotation of a GenBank genome assembly. NCBI's taxonomy places the organism in Eukaryota, Bacillariophyta, Bacillariophyceae, Naviculales, Naviculaceae.